AUGUCGUCGGCAGCUCCGCCACCCAUCUCCGCCGUGCUCCGCCCCUGGCCGCUAUUCCUAGACCUAUCAGCACUCAGCCUCCCAAUCUCCGUCUCCGAAUCCACCUACCGCCUCACCCAAAAUCUCCGCUUCUUCCUCCCAAACUACGCCGUCAUCACUCUCCUAAUCUUCGUCGUAACCCUCGUCACCCGCCCCCUCCCCUUAAUCCUCUUCCUCUGCAUCUCCGCCGCGUGGGUGUACCUGGUUUUAUGGCGCGACGAACCACUAUCCGUCUUCGAUUUCGAAAUCGAUCAGAAAAUUGUCGUCGGAUUUCUCGCCGUAUUGACCUUGGUCGCUCUCUUCUGGACCAAAACAUGGUCCAAGCUCUUCGUUUCAGUGAUCGUCGGAGCUGCGAUCGUGCUCUUUCACGGCGUGUUGAGGGCGCCGGAAGAUUCAUUGGAAGAUUCACCGUACGGUUCGUUGCUCAACCUUGUGGACAGUCCGAGGGGAGAAUAUGCUAGUGUCUGA
Erythranthe guttata (spotted monkey flower) is the source of this 507-nucleotide messenger RNA. NCBI's taxonomy places the organism in Eukaryota, Viridiplantae, Streptophyta, Magnoliopsida, Lamiales, Phrymaceae. The record is from RefSeq and is a predicted model, not a curated record.